UUCGGCCGCCUGGUCUUCCCGUCCUCUUCCAGGCCGUAUUGAAAACUGCAGAGCCAGGUGCAUUCACAGUCACCGCGCUGCAUAGCGUUUGUUUCUGAUCGACAAAACUGCUGCCAUAGGAGAGAAGAAUCAUGGUUCAGGCUAAGUGUUGGGUCAUGACUAAGCACUUUGAUGGUUUCCCAAAAACCAGCGACUUUGAGCUGAAGGAGGAGGAGCUCCCUGAGCCAAAAGAUGGAGAGGUGCUUCUGGAAGCAGUAUUUCUCAGUGUCGACCCGUACAUGAGACCUUUCAGCAGAUUUCGCAUGAAGGAGGGCGAUGUCAUGAUUGGAACUCAGGUGGCCAAAGUGAUCCAGAGUAGAAAUCCAGCAUUUCCUGUGGGAAGCCACGUUGUGAGUAACAGUGGCUGGAGAACCCACACAGUCAGUGAUGGGACUGGCCUCACUCCCAUCCUGCCUGAGUGGCCUAAAGAUGUGUCCCUGUCUCUGGCUCUGGGUAUCAUCGGCAUGCCCGGACUGACGGCUGUUUAUGGGAUAGAAGAAGUCUUGGGACUCCAGCAGGGUGAGACCCUGCUGGUGAACGCUGCAGCUGGAGCGGUGGGCUCCGUGGUGGGACAGAUCGCCAAGAUCAAGGGCUGUAAGGUGGUGGGCUCAGCAGGGACUGAUGCCAAAGUAGCUUACCUCAGAGAGAUGGGAUUUGAUGAGGUCUUCAACUACAAAACUGUUGGUUCCCUGGAGGAGGCUCUGAGGAAGGCUUCACCUGAAGGAUACGACUGCUUCUUUGAAAAUGUGGGAGGGUCUUUUUCAACUGUUGCUCUGCAGCAGAUGAAGAACUUCGGAAGAAUUGCUGUGUGUGGAAGUAUUUCCGUCUACAAUGACAGCACACCCCAGACAGGGCCGUACCCCCACCUCACCAUGAUCUUGAAGCAGUUGAAGAUGGAGGGCUUCAUGCAAAGCAGGUGGGAGCACAAGCACCCUGAAACCCUCAAGAGACUGUUGGCCUGGGUGAAAGAGGGCAAACUGCAGUACCGGGAGCACGUCACAAAAGGCUUUGAAAACAUGCCGGCUGCUUUUAUGGGGAUGCUGCAGGGAGAAAACAUCGGCAAGGCUGUGGUCGCAGUCUGAAGGGUUCAAUACAAAAGAGCCAGCAUUAGUAAUAACAGGCAUUAUUACACAAUCUAUGAAUGAAUGAAGGAUUGAGCAAUAAACAGCACAUAGUAAUUUCACAUUAACAUUUUACUAUUGGCGCAGCACGGUGGAACAGUGGUUAGCACUCCUGCCUCACAGCAGGAAGGUCCUGGUUUCAAAUGUUCUUAUGUUCUCCCUGUUUGGUGUUUUUUGUAAUCACAGAAGUAGCAAUUAAACGACUCUGGGAUUUGGUCUCAUAGUUUAGUCAUUCAAAGAAAUGUGAUUUCUAAUCUAAUCUGCAUUACUUCAUACCAAAUUAUUAGUUAAAUCUGAAACUGUUUUGAAAUUGUGAUUGUAGUUUUAAACGUCUCCAUUUGCAGCAUUAUUUUGUAGUUGUAUUUUUUUAUUUUAUUUUUUUACAUUUAGACUUUUUAUGUAGCACCACCGUCGUCAUCGUUCAGCAGACACUGAAAUCUGAAUGAAGAAGGAAAGUGGUGAUUAGUCGAAGGACAUUCUGUUACGGCUUCAAACGCCUGGGUGAGCAGUACAAAUCUCUGCCUGCGGCCUUUGCACAUUAUUCACUGCAGUAUAGUUAACCAAGUGCUUUGUAUUUACUGGAAACCCUUCUGUGGAUAAUAAAGUUUUUGUUUCUUA
Messenger RNA from Archocentrus centrarchus (flier cichlid), 1778 nucleotides. RefSeq names its product prostaglandin reductase 1-like. Gene Ontology annotation, molecular function: 15-oxoprostaglandin 13-reductase [NAD(P)+] activity; 2-alkenal reductase [NAD(P)H] activity. Gene Ontology annotation, biological process: prostaglandin metabolic process. Gene Ontology annotation, cellular component: cytoplasm. The record is from RefSeq and is a predicted model, not a curated record. The transcript is spliced from 9 exons. The coding region runs from base 132 to 1121 and encodes 329 amino acids. NCBI's taxonomy places the organism in Eukaryota, Metazoa, Chordata, Actinopteri, Cichliformes, Cichlidae.